CCCAUACCACAAACUUCAAUCACAAUGGCCGACGGAGCUAUCACCAAGGCUGGCGUUUUCGCCCUCAACAACACUGCUGCCCCCAAGCAAGACCAGGUCCUCCCUCUCUUCUCCCUGAAGGGUAAGACCGCCAUCGUCUCCGGUGCUGGCGCCGGUAUCGGUCUGUCCGUUGCCCACGGCUUCGCUGAGGCCGGUGCCAACGUUGCCAUCUGGUACAACAGCAACAAGAAGGCCAUCGAGCGUGCCGAGGAGAUUGAGAAGAAGUAUGGCGUCAAGUGCAAGGCCUACCAGGUCAACGUUACCGAUGAGGCCAACGUCAAGAAGGCCGUCUACGACAUCACCAAGGAGUUCAACGGCCGUCUCGACAUCUUCGUCGCCAACUCCGGUAUCCCCUGGACCCAGGGUGCCAUGAUCGACGGCGAGGUCUCACACUACCACAAGGUCGUGUCGACCGACCUUGACGGCACCUUCUUCUGCGCUCGCGCCGCCGGCGAGAUCUGGAGGAGGCAGUGGGAGAAGGGCACCGACCUCAACGGCAACAAGCUCGAGAACUACAGCUACGGCAGCUUCGUCGCCACGGCCUCCAUGUCGGGCCACAUUGUCAACAUCCCCCAGCUGCAGGCUGCCUACAACGCCGCUAAGGCCGGUGUCAUCCACCUGUGCCGCUCCCUCGCCGUCGAGUGGGUCCAGUUCGCCCGCGCCAACUCCGUCUCGCCCGGCUACAUGGCCACCGAGAUCUCCGACUUCAUCCCCCAGGAGACCAAGGACAUCUGGAAGAGCAAGAUCCCCAUGGGCCGUGAGGGUGAGGCCUACGAGCUCAAGGGUGCCUUCCUGUACCUUGCCUCGGACGCCUCUUCCUACACCACCGGUGCCGACAUCAUCGUCGACGGUGGCUACUGCCUGCCUUAAGGCACCCGCACUCGCCGCAGUGUGUUGAUUUUUGAAAAGCGUAAUUUUGGAUAAAAAGUCUUUUGAUCAAGGCUUGAACUAGAUGGCUCAGCUUUAGUCCGGCGAGUCAAUGAUAGAUACGAAUUGAAUGAAAAAACGGAUCUUGAAAUCCUUCUCAAAAAAAACAAUUAUUUUCAUGUCACCAAACACGAACGUGAAAGGGCUAUGCAUGGCAUGUGAACACAACACGAAAAAGAAAAAAGAAAAGCAAA
Aplosporella prunicola CBS 121167 is the source of this 1160-nucleotide messenger RNA. RefSeq lists its product as uncharacterized. Lineage: Eukaryota; Fungi; Ascomycota; Dothideomycetes; Botryosphaeriales; Aplosporellaceae. Bases 25 to 909 code for a protein of 294 amino acids. Gene Ontology annotation, cellular component: intracellular anatomical structure. The record is from RefSeq and is a predicted model, not a curated record. The transcript is spliced from 3 exons. Gene Ontology annotation, molecular function: oxidoreductase activity, acting on NAD(P)H, oxygen as acceptor.